AUGUUUCAGAUGACGUCUUCAUCAGAUUAUAUUAUUGAAGUACGAAUUGAUGUAUUAAAAACAUUGAAAAUUGCAGGAAUAACUGCAGGUGUUUUAACAGCUAUUGGUCUUGGUGCUUAUUAUAUUCAUCAACAUACUCAACGUACAAAACGUGUUAUAUUACGAGAUGAAGUUAAAAAUAUUCUUGAACCAUUUCAAUUAUCAGAAGACCAACUUCGUCGUGUUAUGGCUAAUUUAAAUACAGAAAUGACAAAUGGUUUAAAAUCAAAUGAUCAUACUGAUAAAAAUGAUUUAGCAAUGUUUCCAACAUAUGUUCAUUAUGGACCAAAUGGUCAAGAAACAGGAGAAUAUUUAGUUGUUGAUUUAGGUGGUUCGAAUUUUCGUGUUUCACAUGUGAUUAUUGAAGGACGAAAUCGUUUACGUUUGAAUAAUAAAAUAUUUCUCAUACCACAUUCAUUAUUAUUAGGUGAAGGUGAAAAAUUAUUUGAUUAUAUUGCUGAAUGUUUACAAAGAUUUAUUGAUGAUAAUAAAUUAGCUUUAUCGAAAUCAUCGGAUUAUAAAUUUGAUUUAGCUUUUACAUUCAGUUUUCCAUGUAAUCAAACAAGUUUACGUCAAGCAACAUUAGUAUCAUGGACCAAAGGUUUUAGUUGUACAGGUGUUGUUGGUAAUGAUGUUGUACUUUUAUUACAACAAGCAAUUGAUCGACGCAAGGGUUUAAAAGUUCAAGUUGUAGCUUUAGUUAAUGAUACAGUAGGUACAUUAAUGGCAUGUAAUUCAAUAUAUCGUGAUUGUAAAGCUGGUGUUAUUCUUGGCACAGGAAUAAAUGCAUGUUACUUUGAAAAUCUUGAUAAUGUACUUAAAUGGAAAGAUGAGCAAAAUCAAACAGCAAAACAAGUUGUUAUUAAUACAGAAUGGGGUGCACUUGGCAAAAAUGGCUGUCUUGAUUUUAUUCGAACGACUAUUGAUCGUGAACUUGAUUCAUCAAGUUCAACACCUCAACAACAAAUAUUUGAAAAAAUGAUUUCAGCUCUUUAUCUUGGAGAAAUUGUUCGUUUAAUAAUUAUUGAAUUAGUACAACGUUCAAUUCUUUGGCCAGGUCGUAUGCAUAAAACACCAAGUCUUCGAUCAGAUUAUAAUAUUUUUCUUAUUUUACGAGGAAGUUUUUAUGCUAAACAUGUUGCUGAUAUUGAAUGUGAUACAACCGAAGAUUUAUCAGUAACUUCGUCAAUUCUUACUUCAAUUGGUAUUCAUAAUCCAACAUAUGAUGAUUGUUAUAUUAUUCGAGAAGUUUGCAAAACAGUUUCACUUCGAGCAGCAAAACUAACUGCAGCAGCUAUUGCUGUUCUUAUCAAUCGUCUCAAUCAACCUUCGGUUACAGUAGGUAUAGAUGGUACACUUUUUCGUCAUCAUGAAAAGUUCAAAAAAAAUCUAACACGUACUUUAAAUCGACUUGUACCACGAACGCAUCGAUUGGUUCUUUCUGAAGAUGGUUCAUCAAAAGGUUCAGCUUUAGUAGCUGCUGUUGAUCGACGUACGAAAGAAACAACUGCAUCAUCCUAA
Molecule: messenger RNA, 1560 nt
Organism: Adineta steineri
Lineage: Eukaryota; Metazoa; Rotifera; Eurotatoria; Adinetida; Adinetidae
Source: the annotation of a GenBank genome assembly